Spea bombifrons (plains spadefoot toad) is the source of this 3775-nucleotide messenger RNA. It is a transcript of the gene TCF7L2, whose product is annotated as transcription factor 7 like 2. Gene Ontology annotation, biological process: canonical Wnt signaling pathway; regulation of transcription by RNA polymerase II. Gene Ontology annotation, cellular component: beta-catenin-TCF complex; catenin-TCF7L2 complex. Gene Ontology annotation, molecular function: DNA-binding transcription factor activity, RNA polymerase II-specific; RNA polymerase II cis-regulatory region sequence-specific DNA binding. NCBI's taxonomy places the organism in Eukaryota, Metazoa, Chordata, Amphibia, Anura, Pelobatidae. The transcript is spliced from 15 exons. The record is from RefSeq and is a predicted model, not a curated record. Bases 16 to 1902 code for a protein of 628 amino acids.
UUGCCCGGCCGGACCAUGCCGCAGCUGAGCGGGGGAGGGGGGGACGAUCUCGGGGCCACCGAUGAGAUGAUCGCCUUCAAGGACGAGGGGGAGCAGGAGGACAAGAGCCCGGAGAACUCCUCGGCCGGGGGGGACCUGGCGGACGUCAAAUCCUCGCUGGUCAACGAGACCGAGAGCAACCGGGACAGCGGCUCAGACAACGAGGUGGAGAGACGGCCUGCACCCCGACCCGAGACCUUCCGAGACAAGAGCCGAGACAUCUUAGAGGAAGCUGCGAAGAGGCAAGAUGGAGGCCUGUUUAAAAACCCCACUUACCCUGGAUAUCCCUUCAUCAUGAUCCCGGAUCUGACCAGCCCGUACCUUCCCAAUGGAUCCCUUUCCCCCACCGCCCGUACGUGCGUGAAUGUACCACUAGACCUUCAUUUAGCUUCUUGCUGCAGUCCUUUGAUGCAGUACCUUCAGAUGAAAUGGCCCCUGAUCGAUAUGCAAGCAGGCAGCCUGCAGAGCCGACAAGCAAUGAAGGACGCGAGGUCUCCAUCUCCCGGACACGUCGUCUCUAACAAAGUGCCCGUGGUUCAGCACCCUCACCAUGUCCACCCGCUCACGCCGCUCAUCACUUACAGCAACGAGCACUUUACCCCUGGGAACCCUCCCCCGCACUUACAGGCAGACGUGGACCCCAAAACAGGAAUCCCACGGCCCCCUCACCCUCCGGAUAUAUCGCCCUAUUACCCUUUAUCGCCGGGCACCGUAGGACAGAUACCCCAUCCGCUAGGAUGGUUAGUACCACAGCAGGGCCAGCCAGUUUACCCAAUUACAACAGGGGGCUUCCGGCACCCCUACCCGACAGCUCUUACAGUUAACGCUUCCAUGUCAAGCUUUCUCUCCAGCAGAUUCCCUCCACACAUGGUGCCGCCCCAUCAUAGUUUACACACAACUGGAAUCCCCCACCCCGCCAUAGUGACCCCGACAGUCAAACAGGAAUCUUCCCAAAGCGACGUGGGAUCCCUCCACAGCUCAAAACAUCAGGAUUCAAAAAAAGAUGAAGAGAAGAAAAAACCGCACAUAAAGAAACCUCUAAACGCUUUUAUGUUGUAUAUGAAGGAAAUGAGAGCCAAGGUUGUAGCAGAAUGCACGUUAAAAGAAAGCGCGGCCAUAAAUCAGAUACUCGGGCGAAGGUGGCAUGCGCUGUCCAGAGAAGAGCAAGCGAAAUAUUACGAGCUCGCGCGGAAGGAGCGACAGCUGCACAUGCAGCUUUACCCAGGCUGGUCCGCACGGGAUAACUAUGUAGGUUCCUAUGGUAAAAAAAAGAAGAGGAAAAGAGACAAGCAGCCAGGCGAGAGCAAUGAACACAGCGAAUGUUACCUAAAUCCUUGCCUUUCACUUCCUCCGAUUACAGACCUGAGCGCUCCUAAGAAAUGCAGAGCUCGCUUUGGCCUUGAUCAGCAGAAUAAUUGGUGCGGCCCCUGCAGGAGAAAAAAAAAGUGCAUUCGUUACAUACAAGGUGAAGGCAGCUGCGUCAGCCCGCCCUCUUCCGACGGAAGCCUACUAGACUCCUCCCCUUCCUCUCCCGCCAUGUUGGACUCCCCCACAAGAGACUCCAAACUACAGACUGAACAAACGCAACCUCUCUCCUUAACCCUGAAACCCGACCCUCUGGCGCGGCUCUGCGUGCCGCCGUCGCCUCUGACCGAGAGCCCGUCUCGAAAACCCAGCGCCCCGCCGGCUGCCAUCUGUCAGAACGGCUCCGACCACAAUCACCGACCCAGCCCGCUGCACUCUCCGCCGCUCUGUUCCCUUUCGCUAACCCAGCCGUCGACGUCCUUCCUAGCGUCUCACCGGUCCUUGGCCGCGACGCAACAACUUCAGCCUCUCUCGCUCGUCACCAAGUCGUUAGAAUAGUAUGAGCCGAACACUUGGCGCUUUCUCCUUUUUAAUAUUGGUUCACAUUUUUGUUUUUUUUUUCUCUCUUAAUUUUUUUUUUUUUAUUAUUAUUAUUAUUUGUGCCAAAUGGCUACGUUAGUAGAUUUUUAUGAAAUUCAUUGGUCAAUAUUUGACCUUUUUUUUUUUUUUUUUUUCUCCUCCGCUUUUACCGACCGAAGCGCUCGGACCACCGCAGGCCUCGCGGCCCCCCUCAAUCUCUUUAAAUUAUCGUCGGCUGCGAGCAUCGGAAGAAAAGGAGCAAAAUUAUGUCUGUCUAUGGAAAAAAAAAAAAAACAUUACUACGUAACUUCUGAAAAGACUUUUUAAGGAAUAAGAAAAUUAUUUAAGAAAAAAUGUAAACAAAACAAGCAAUUUUGAAGCAGCCCUUGCAGAAAGUGUUGGUUCUUUUUUAUUUGUAUUACAUACGAGCUUGCGAACCAAUAAUUUUACGCCCGGUUUUCCAAAUUUGGGGCACAACGAAAGCCGUGCUCAAAAAAAAAAAACCCUAUUUAAUUGUAAUUCUCGUCGAUCUUGUCGAAAACGUACAGAAAACAAGGUUAAAAAUGAACAAAUGUGUUAAUGUCCCUUGUUCCAUGGUGGUGGUCAUUUAAGGGUAAAAGGGGGUGCUAGGUGGAAAAUUUGGGAGGGGGGGUAGAAGGGGGGUUUGGGGGGGUUUUACUAUCUCAGCCUUUGGACCAGUAGUAUUUAUUGCUUAGAAAUUGCUUAUGUCUUCUGUACCCCCUUUUUUUGUUCAAAAUAAGUCUGUUUCCCAUUUUGUGAACAUUUGUAAAUUUUUUUUUUAUGUUUUUUUUGUUAGCGUAUGCAUCGUAUAUAUAUAUAUAUCAUUUGUACAAGGUUUUUAAGUUUAUAUAAAAAAAAUUCUAUAUAUUUUUUUUUUUAUUUUAUUUUGCCGUACGAAAAACCCGAUUGCCACCAAAACGGACGUUUGUAGCUGCAUUUAAGGAUCAAUAUUGUACAAAAAAAACCACAAUUGCUUUAAAAGCCAUUUUAAGAAGACUUGAAAUUAACAAGGGAAACAGAACUCUUGCUGUCGGACGGACAGCGCCUUGUAAAUUUACUUAAAAAAAAAAAAAAGGAACCGUCUCCACCAAUAGGAGCGCACGCUCUUCCCGCUGAUGUGCCAAACACCCGCUGACUCCUAUGCCCCUCCCCCGCCAUGUUUUUUGACGCUGUUAUUUUAAGUUCCUCAUGUUGUGAUGUUACAUAGGUAGGUACGUGUGUAUUUUUAUUGUCAUCCGUAAACAGGUGUAUUUGAUAAGAGGUUGACUGGGUAGCGUUUAAAGACACUGAGAUGCAAAGAAAAAAAUAAUAAUAAUUUAAUACCCCCCCCAUGGGCCAGACUUCUGUACAUUAGAUAACUUUAAAGAAAAAAAAAUGGCCACUUUUAUGUACAUUUGCUACAUAUAGGUAGGUAGCAAACUUAAUAAAAAAAACAUAAAAAUAGGCAUGUUGAUGUUGCAAAAAAAAAAAAAAAAAACUUAAAACAUUUCAUCUGUUCAUUGAGUGCCAUUGUAUUUGACAUGAAGCAAUCGUAAAACUGUCUCUGGUUUGACUCCGGUUUAUUAAGAUGCUUAAAAAAAAAAAAUAAUAAUAAAAAAAAAACAAAGAAAGAAAAAAAAACUAAAAAAAAAUAUUACAUUUUUUUGUGAAUACUUUGAAUGUUUCCUAACAGCUGUGAUGUUACCGUUCGGUUUAAUGCUCUUAUUCCAAUUUAAUUUCAAGAUGGUUUUUAAAACCAUAGAAUUUUUUUUUUGUAAUGAAUUAAAUGUCCAUGCUGUACAGUAUCUGUAGCAUGCAGUUCUGAAUUAAUAAAAGCAACUUAGUAUGUGAA